GAUUUAAACCCCAUAGAGCAUGUGUGGAGGUACAUCAAAACUCACAUAGGCCUGCGAGAAAGACGACCCACCAGUAUCCACGAUCUAUGGCAAGCAGUUCUCGAGGAAUGGGAAAAGGUUCCUGAAGACUUCGUCAGGAAGCUCUACGAGUCGAUGCCGGACCGAGUUCAGGCUGUAUUGAAGGCGAAAGGUGGCCACAGAAGGUAUUAA
Molecule: messenger RNA, 210 nt
Organism: Gamsiella multidivaricata
Lineage: Eukaryota; Fungi; Mortierellomycota; Mortierellomycetes; Mortierellales; Mortierellaceae
Exons: 1
Molecular function (GO): nucleic acid binding
Source: RefSeq, a predicted model, not a curated record